Molecule: messenger RNA, 1255 nt
Organism: Asparagus officinalis (garden asparagus)
Lineage: Eukaryota; Viridiplantae; Streptophyta; Magnoliopsida; Asparagales; Asparagaceae
Product: serine/arginine-rich SC35-like splicing factor SCL30
Exons: 7
Coding region: 138-926 (262 amino acids)
Molecular function (GO): RNA binding
Source: RefSeq, a predicted model, not a curated record
AAAUGGAUCCCUAUUUGACUCUCGUGUUCCCAAUUAUUCGACUUCUCUCAUUCUAGCUGGUGAAUUCGCUAGGGUUUGGGUUCCCGAGAUCGAAACCCCAAAUUCUGCACUCGUUGCAUUCUUUCUCCAGUUCGAUAAUGAGGAGGCACAGUCCGGCGUAUUAUAGCCCCCCGCGAAGAGGUUAUGGUGGUAGAGGAAGAAGUCCACCGAGGAGGAAGUACGGCGGUGGCGGCGGCGGCGGGCGCAGGGAAUCUGGUCAGAGUCUUUUGGUUAGAAACAUUCCCCUGAAUUGCAGUGAGCCCAGGGGAUUUGCAUUUGUGGAGUUCAUUGACCCUUAUGAUGCUGCAGAAGCUCAGUAUCAGAUGAAUCGGCGGCGAUUUGGUGGAAGAGAGAUAACUGUGGUGGUUGCAUCUGAAACAAGGAAAAGGCCUGAGGACAUGCGUCACAGAUCAAGACAUAAUGGGCCUUCUCGUUAUGAUGAUCGGCGAUCUUCUGGACAUGGCCGCUCACGUUCUCGUUCGAGGUCACGUUCACGUUCUCCUUACCGCCAACCUACUUCUGGAGCCCGGCAUACAUCUAGGUCAUACUCUCCUGCACCAAGACGAGAAGGUGGUUACUCCCCAAGAAGGCAAGAUGAUUAUUCUCCAAGAAGAGAAGGUGAUUAUUCUCCAAGAAGGCAUUCAGACCAUGCAAGGUCCCCAAGGGAUUAUCCAGAAGGACGUGAUGAGGACUAUAAUCGCAGAUCACGGUCUCCAGGGUAUAUCAAUGCUAACCAAAAUCAACCUGACAAUGGUCAUGCAGAAAAAGAUUUCUAUGAUGACGAUGGGAGGAGACGCUCUAUCUCAAGGUCUCCAAGACGUGCUUCACGUUCGCCUUAUGGUUCACGAUCCAGGUCUGCAGACUUGUCCCCAGGACGCAGCAGAUAAAAGGAUGAUGCGGGUUUUAUCUACUUUGUUUCUGCGAUGUAUUCUGCUAUAUGUCUUCUGGAGUCCAAUGUUCGGACCCGUAGAUUUUAUAAGUCUGGAUCUACCUGUAUUUUCAGGUCUUGCAGAACUUUUCUAGUUUCGUAUCUGACUCUAGGGUGCCUUCUCUGUCUCUGCAGACUUUUUGAACAAUUUUAUGUUUAAACUUAAUUACAACUUAUGUAGUCGUCGUUGGCGGUGAUGGUGUGGAGAGGGUGAUAGCUCUAGCACCAAUGUGGAAUCUUAUUGUUGCUAUGAAAUGUGAACUUUGAGGUUAAGAUUUGACCAAGAUA